AUGGCGAAGCGGAAGGCGACCGAGACACCUACCCCCAAUACCCCGAAGACGAAGAAGCCACGCGGUGCCGGUAAGUAUCUAUCUCCUCUGAAUCGCUCCCUGCAUGCCUAUCCAAUGAGGGCGGCGCGAGCCGAGAGCCCGAAAGAUCGAGCAACUUGGUAUUGACGGGGUGUCAAACAGGAACCGGGAAGUCACCCGACAAAGCAACAGCUCAACCGCAAGAAGACUUCGACCCGCAGCAAGAAUACAAGAUCAAAGAGAUCCUGAAAGAAGACAGGCGAUACUAUCUUAUCGCCUGGGAAGACCACGAAGCUACCGGCGAGUCGUACAAGCCUACCUGGGAGCCCAAGGCGAACGCAAACGAAGCUGCUGUCGCAGACUGGAGAGAAAAGCAAGCAAGGCGUGAGUCUUUCCAAGUUUUACGGUGUCUUUGAUUUUCCAGCUUUGCUAACGUGGCGUAGUCCGCGAGCAGAAGAAGGCGAGAAAGCGCAAGUCGUUUGGCCCAGCAGCGAGUCCUGCGCGGAAACGUGGAAAGACUGGAGGAUCUUCUGCCACCACUGCGAGCCCAGCUCUAAGUCGUGAUCCGACUGCAGAAGGAUCCAGUCCUGCGCCUAGAGCAGCGACUCCUCGCCGCAGGAACAUCGUCCCGAGUUCUUCUUCCCAAGAGGCUUCUAGCGCUGCGAAGGGACGGGUCGAAGCGGAGAGCGAGAAGAUCGAGCCUGAGAUUCCAGAAACCCAACCAGCCUCUCUUGGUGCCGUAGCUCCUGAUAGCCCACUCUUCGUAUCCAGUGAAGCCGAAGAGACUCCCAGGGCUCGGUCUGAGCAACUCAACGUCCAACUCAGCGAUCCGCCUUCAAGUUAUCAACGCGGAGCUUAUCAGCGAUUCGACGAUUCUCAGCGGAACUCUGGAGCCGAAGAGCCUUCGCCGCUGCCGUCGUCGGCGUUUGGUCCACUCGCCGCUGAGACUGGGCGCGAAAUCCCAGAUUCUGACCCCAGCUCUGCUUCUGUUCGGCAGACGCAGACACAAGGCACUCAGGAGAAUCGUGGAGUGGGCUCGAGCCAGCUUGUGCCGGAGUCUCAGAGUCGGCCAGAGCAACAGCAAGCACAUCCAUCGUCGAGUUUCAGGGGGUUCUCGCCCGAUUUGCAACCCAAGCAGAACCCAUCAGCGCAGGUCCAGGAUUGCGAACAACAAGAGGCGGCACAGCAUUCCUUUGAAACCCAAGACGUACAAUCUGCUGGCACUGCGAGUGGAGCGACACAAGCGUACACCCGUGAAGAGCAGCAAAACCCCUCGCAGCCGGAAGUUGCAUCUCAGCAUUCAGUAACAAAAGAGAGUUUUGUGCGUUCAGGCUCAGACGGGCGUUUUUUACAGCAAACGCAGCCUCGGACCGAUUUUCCCAAAGCGGACGACUCUUUCGAAGGCGAACCCCGUGAUACGGAGACCGUGAAUGGGACUUCUGAUGCAGCUGAUGAGACAACAAGACAUUCACCUGCGCGGAUAGACGACAAACCCAGUACCGGAGCUUCAACAAGGGAAAAUACCCCGACAAAUCGCGCAGCGAACGAGGACGAAGAGAUCACCGCUGAGGGCGGCAAUCAGGAGACCUCGCCCGGCAAAGGUGCAAGCCAAUUCAAUCGAGAACAGCAGAAAAUCACAGACCGUUCACAGACCGAAGGCGCAGCAACAACUUCCUCUGAAAAAUCGAUUGAGGAGCUUGGUGCCUCACUGGCGUUUGCUAUCAACGGGUCAGAAGGCAUCGUCGUUGAGAGCUCAGCGCCCCCUAUUUCAUCUACCCAAUUCCUAUCGCAGCCCGACUACGAACCGCCUCCCGCUGGCCAGCGACCGGUCGAGUCUUCGGUUCUCGAGGGUGCUCAAAUCCUCCAAUCUCUCAAAGCAAGUUCGCAGCCAUCGCCAUCGAAAGUGCCCGCGCAAAGCGCGUCUGAGGCGAUAACAUCGCCGAACUUCUUCUUCUCCAGCCAGCCUAGAGCUCAACGUCAAAACCUGGUGACGCAGAGUCUUCCCGCGACCCCGUCUCCACUACGCUUCCAAACGCAGAUUUCACCUCGCCCUCGUGUGCGAUCUAUUGAGAAAGUGCAAAGGAGUGAGCUGAACUUUGGUCCUGGACAAAAGUCGCCUGAAUCGUCGCCAUUUCCUUCUGUCCCGUCGCAGUCGAUCGGCACCGUGGGCGAAAGCGCUCCUGGCAGGAUUCCCACGCCUUCACAGAAUUCUUUCUCUGUCACAGACUCGAAGCCUCGCACUCCCAUAAGAGGCAGCGGAAAAAAAAUGGCGCCACAGUGGAUGACAGACCAGGAUGCUCAAACUCCUAGCAGUCGCCAGAAGACUCCCGCCGUUGUAGUUCAGCCUGCAUCUUCUCUGCCUCCUAAUAUCAGCGCAGAGGUUGCCGCCGCUCGCCAAGGCUCUCCUAUGCUGGAUAGUAGGCGGUCUCCUUCGACUGUACCCGCCAUGGAGGCCGAACCUGCCAUUACGAUGGAAGAGAUGAACACUUCCGAGAGAUAUGACACACUUAUCCCGCAAGCCCAGGGCCGCAAUGGGCUUAGCCCAGCCCAACUGCGCAAUCGACGUGCUGUCCCGGGGACGCUUUCCGAGCAAUUCCCUCAUCCCCACGAGCCUAGCGAGAAUCUUGAGGCGGCAAGUGUCCACAGCAUACCUAUUGUUCUGGGACCUCAUCAACGUGACCAGUACUUCCAGAACAUCUAUUUCCAAAAGAAGGCUAUCGACGGCUUUCUUGAAGAGCAACAACCCUCCGAAGAACAGAUUGUCGACGCAGAGACAGUCGUCGAGCGCCUGCGCAGUAUCUCCAUGCACCCGGACUUGGUCAAUCACGAUGCCUUGUCUCAAGUAUCCACUCCUGAGCGCCAGGCGCAAUGGGAUGUGGACUCGAGUGCGAAGUUCCGGUUUCUGAACCAGUUGUUCCGCAUGUUAAGCGAGCGAAACAUGCACCUAGCGUUGGUAGCAGCCGGCUAUAAGGUGCCCGACAUGCUCGAGACGUUCCUACGGGGCACGAGUAUUCCGUACAAUAGAGAUCCUUCCGCUCGAGCAGACUUCCACGCUUCUAGCCUCGGCCUCCGAGUCUCUAUCAUCGACCUGGAGCAGGAUGUCGCGUCUAUUGACAGUGCACACCUUGUCAUUGCGAUGGACGGUUCAGUGAACUACCGUCACCCUGUCAUUCGGGCAGCUCGUCAACAACGGACCCUCGAUAUGACCCAAACCUUCACUUGGGCGACGCUUCUUACUCUUGUUGUGCCUUUUACGGUCGAACACAUAGAGCGAUGUCUUGCACCCGGCAUGUCACGCAAAGCUCGAGCCCAUGUCAUUCUCAGUGCAACUCGACGGGUGAAGGAUAUCGCGGGUAAGGCCGAAGCCGGACAGGUCUCCCCAGAAAAAUCUGCCACCGUCAUUGCAGACUUCUUGCAACGGCGCACAGAUGACACCGAAUGGCCCAUUACUGGAUUGAGCAUGAUCGAUGACCUGGACAGUCAGACUGAGACUGAGCUCUCGCAAGAAGUCGCAUCUUUCCCCCGGACGAGGUCCAAAAGCCCAGGAAAGCGACCUUACGCUGAAAGUGGCGUUGGUUCGCCCGAAGAUGCGUCCAAGCGGCCGCGUCUUGAUGAAGCGGAAAUGCCUGGGACCAUUAAUCCGCAGGAGAUCGAGGUUACUCACAUCAGCGACUCUAUGGGCAAGGGCACGCAGACUAACAUUGAAAUGGGCGACGUGUUCGCACCGUCUGGCCCGUCUGAAGCCCAAGCAGAGGCACUUGAAGAAGCGCGAAGCUUCCUCGCUGAGUACGAGAAAGCUCUUGAGGAUGUUCAAUACCGGUUUGAGGAGCAGCAUGCUGAACUCGUCAAAGUCAGGCAGGCAAGAGACUCAGAAAUGACACGCGCGGAAGCGGCUUUGGAGAGAUUGAGCGUCACUGAAAUGAACAACACGACACUGCGUGAUGAACGCACGCUCCUGAAGGAACAGCUCGCAGACGCCAAUGCCCGGGUUGCUGAUAUCUCGAUCCCUGAACGUCAAGAGUUUGAGAGGCUCCGAUUGGAAGUCCAGCUAGCUCGAGUGGAAAAAGAAAAAGCAGAAAAGAAAGUCGCUGGUCUUGAAAAGGAAUUGGAUUGGACACGUAAGAUGUACCAAGACUCCUCAUCCCAGGCUCGUGACCUGGCGGAGCAGAAUACCGACUUGGAAGGCCGCCUGGUACGCGCUGAAAAGCAAGCCAGCGGCGAACAGGCGCGUGCUUUGCAGAUGAGCCAGGACAUGAAGCAUAAGGCUCUGGAGCGGGAAAACAAGAAAUUGAAGGGUCUGCUCAAGAAUCGCGAAGAUGACCUCAAGCAGAUGGACGAGCGACUUCAGCGGGAGCAGGCUGGUCGUGGUCGGAUCGCAACGAGACAGUCUUCUGUCCCGCGGAGUCCGCGGCUCGGCUCUCCCGUCCACAAAGGCGGUCGUGGUAGUAGACAGACAAGCCCUAGUGCGGGAGAGCUGAGGCCGAGAGGUGGCUUGCAUCCGUUGAGAAAUGGAUGA
Messenger RNA from Lecanosticta acicola, 4534 nucleotides. The record is from the annotation of a GenBank genome assembly. NCBI's taxonomy places the organism in Eukaryota, Fungi, Ascomycota, Dothideomycetes, Mycosphaerellales, Mycosphaerellaceae.